GGCUCUGCCUCCCUCUCUCAGCGACCUGCCCAGGAGUCAACAGCAGCAGCAGCAACAGCAGCAGCAGCAGGAGCAGCAGCAGCAGCCCCCGCCCUCCGGAGCCCGGGCAGCAGAAGAGGGUGGGAGAGAGAGGGGCUCCGAGCCACCCAGAGAGCGAGCCAAGCAGAGGGAGCAGACACGAGCGAAGCUCCCCAGGAAAACCCUCAGCCAUGAUGUGCCUCUGGCUUCUCAGCUCACUGCUGGCCUUGAGCCAGGCUUUGCCCUUCGAGCAAAGAGGCUUCUGGGAUUUCACCUUGGAUGAUGGGCUGGCCAUGCUCAAUGAUGAAGAGGCAUCUGGAGCUGACCCCACCUCGGGCCUGCCUGACCUGGAUGCCCUCACACCCACCUACAGCGCCAUGUGUCCCUUUGGCUGCCACUGCCACCUGCGCGUGGUCCAAUGCUCAGACCUAGGUCUAAAGACAGUCCCCAAGGAGAUCUCUCCAGAUACCACUCUCCUGGACCUUCAGAACAAUGGCAUCACCGAACUCAAGAAGGACGACUUCAAAGGGCUCCAGCAUCUCUACGCUCUGGUGCUGGUGAAUAACAAGAUCUCCAAAAUCCACCCGAAGGCCUUCAGCCCGCUUCGGAAGCUGCAGAAACUUUAUAUCUCCAAGAAUCACCUGGUAGAGAUCCCACCCAAUCUGCCCAGCUCCCUGGUAGAACUGAGGAUUCAUGACAACAAGAUCAGGAAGGUGUCCAAGGCAGUGUUCAGUGGGCUCAAGAACAUGAACUGCAUUGAGAUGGGAGGGAACCCCCUGGAGAAUAGCGGUUUUGAACCCGGAGCCUUCGAUGGUCUGAAACUGAAUUACCUUCGCAUCUCAGAGGCCAAGCUCACGGGCAUCCCUAAAGAUCUCCCUGAGACUCUGAAUGAACUCCAUCUGGACCACAACAAGAUCCAGGCCAUUGAGUUAGAGGACCUUCUCCGGUACUCCAAGCUAUACAGGUUGGGCCUGGGACACAAUCACAUCAGAAUGAUUGAGAAUGGGAGCCUGACCUUCAUGCCCACCCUGAGGGAGCUCCACUUGGACAACAACAAGCUGUCCAAAGUGCCCCCAGGCCUCCCUGACCUCAAAUUUCUCCAGGUGGUCUAUCUUCACUCCAACAACAUCACCAAGGUGGGCGUUAAUGACUUCUGCCCCGUGGGCUUUGGGGUGAAGCGGGCCUACUACAAUGGCAUCAGCCUCUUCAACAACCCUGUGCCCUACUGGGAGGUACAGCCAGCGACUUUCCGAUGCGUCACUGACCGUCUGGCUAUCCAAUUUGGCAACUACAAGAAGUAGUGAGGAAGGGAAGGAGGCAUCAGGACCCCCUUGGGAAAGAAACCCGGCUGAGAAGGGAGAAAACAGGAGAGAGACACAACGAGGGUACAGGAAGAGGCAAAGUCACGCGUAAACCCCACCCCCAACAGCCUCACCCUUAGCCCAGUGCGAACCCUGCCCAGGCCCUCAUCCACACUUCAACCCCAAAUUUCAAUCUUAUGUGAAUCUGAAUCCCCAACUUCCCUGCAAACCUGCCCCAGCCCCUAGCCCUGGUCCUGAGCCAAAGUCAUCACUUUCUCUUGGUCUCUAGCUCCCUGACCCGCCAUAGAUAGGGGUGAGGGAAGUGGCAAGAGGCAAGGGGCAGGCAGGCCAUGGGGGAGAGCUGGGAGCCUGGCCCCUAGAUUUCCUGCAGAACCCUUCCUCAGAUCUGGUGCUUUCAGAAGCUACCCAUUCUGGAGAAUGGGGAAGAAGGCCAGCCUGGUUAGAGUUUCCCUCACCUGCCCCCCCAAAAAAACCCCUGUUCUCUCCCCACCCCAAUCCAACUGGAUCUCCAAAACAGAUUUCCAAAAGCUCCAGUCCGGGGCAUUCCUUUUAUCUGGUUCCAUGUUGCGUAGAGUUUAGUCCCAGUGUGUCUACCCCAGCAGGGAUGUCUCUCUCCUUUCCUUUCUCCCUUCCUUGGCUCAUCCCUCUGCUCUUUCUCUACUCCCCCCUUCUCCCCUUUCCUUUCUGUUUCUUUGCUUCUCCAUCUCUUCUUUCCAUUUUUCAUUUAUCCUC
This is a messenger RNA of Dromiciops gliroides (monito del monte), 2072 nucleotides long. It is a transcript of the gene BGN, whose product is annotated as biglycan. The transcript is spliced from 8 exons. The coding region runs from base 210 to 1319 and encodes 369 amino acids. The record is from RefSeq and is a predicted model, not a curated record. NCBI's taxonomy places the organism in Eukaryota, Metazoa, Chordata, Mammalia, Microbiotheria, Microbiotheriidae. Gene Ontology annotation, molecular function: protein binding.